CAUGCUGCAUAAACUCAGAAGAAACGCCAUUUCAUCAACAUUUUCUCCACUAGUUUUCCUACCAUGGAUAAGGAUAACCAACUCAAGUUGCUCGCAUUGCCCUUGGCCUUCCUUGUGUUCAUUUUCAUGGUGUUUAAAUUACGGGUGAGAUCCAAAAUAAAGGACUCACCGGAAAAACUACCUCCUGCACCAUGGAAAUUACCUAUUAUAGGUCACUUGCACCUUUUAUUUUUCUCUCUUCCCCAUCAACGCUUGACAGAACUAGCUGAAAGGCAUGGUUCCUUGAUGCACCUGCAACUUGGGGAAUUACCAUACAUUGUUGUUUCUUCUCCAGAGGCUGCUAGAGAAGUGAUGAAAACGCAUGAUAUCAAUUUUGCUACCAGGCCCUAUCUCCUUGCUGCAGAAAUCCUAUCGUAUAAUUUUUCAGAUAUUAUUUUUGGGCCAUAUGGAGGUUAUUGGAGGCAGUUUAGAAAAGUUUGCACGUUGGAGCUGCUUAGUAUGAAACGUGUACAAUCAUUCCGAUCAAUUAGAGAAGAGCAGGUAUCCAGUUUGGUUAGAUCCAUCUUUUCUAGUAAAGGAUCGGAAAUCAACCUAGGAGAACAGUUAUACAACUUAUCAUAUAACAUCACUUUAAGGACUGCAAUUGGCGGAAGAUGCAAGCAACAUGAAACAUUCCUUUCAGUUCUGAGGAAAGUAGUGCAACUUACAGCAGGUUUUAGUAUUACCGAUCUGUUUCCUUCCUUCAAAUUGCUUCCUGUGAUCAGUGGGAUGAGAGCCAAACUUGAGAGGAUGCACCAAGACUUAGACAUGAUGCUUGAAAGCAUUAUUGAAGAGCAUAAAGCUACCAAUGCAAAUCCGAAGAACAGUGAUGAUGUAACAGAUGAUCUAGUUGAUGUUCUUUUGCAUCUUCAGGAUCAUGGAGAACUUGAAUUUCCCUUAACAACAGAUCAUAUCAAAGCUGUUAUCCUGGACAUGCUUGGAGCUGGAACUGAGACAUCCUCAACGACAGUAGAAUGGGCAAUGUCGGAAAUGAUGAAAAAUCCUAGUGUCCUGGUGAAAGCACAAGCUGAGGUGAGGCAAGUCUAUGAUGGAACAAGGGAUGUCAAUGAAUCAUAUCUCCAUGAAUUGAAAUACUUGAAGUUAGUUAUCAAGGAAACUCUAAGAUUACACCCUCCUCUACCUUUGUUACUUCCAAGACAAAAUACUGAGAGAUGUGAGAUUAAUGGGUAUGAGAUACCGGCCAAGACUAAAGUGAUUGUUAAUGCUUGGGCAAUUGGAAGAGAUUCCAACUACUGGAAUGAAGCCUACAAGUUCGAUCCAGAGAGAUUCAUUGAUAGUUCAGUCGACUAUAAAGGGACUAACUUCGAAUAUAUUCCCUUUGGGGCUGGAAGGAGGAUAUGCCCAGGCAUGUCAUAUGGUAUGGCUGUUGUUGAGCUUAUCCUUGCACAAUUACUGUACCAUUUUGAUUGGAAACUCCCUAAUGGGCUUAAAAAUGAGGAUCUAGACAUGAAUGAGGCCUUCGGCAGUACUGUUAGAAGAGAAAGAGAUUUGAAGCUGGUUCCCAUUCCUUACUACCCACAACCAUGUGUUCCGUAGUUGUUGCAUGGUAGCUGUUAUUUGGGUUCAAUAUUCUACUUUAAAGUGUAUUACUUUGCGAUUUUCAGUGUAUCUUGUUUUAGAGAGAGUUUUCAAAUAAUGUUCCCUUUUCUUUUGCAACUUGUGGUUGGUGCAUGUAAAAACAAUUAGUUCAGUUCAAUUAUUCAGGUGACAGGGGACUCCGUUGUUUCAGUUGAAACAGUCUAGUUCCUGCAGUAUUAGGU
Messenger RNA from Hibiscus syriacus, 1820 nucleotides. Its product is annotated as premnaspirodiene oxygenase-like. Gene Ontology annotation, molecular function: oxidoreductase activity, acting on paired donors, with incorporation or reduction of molecular oxygen; monooxygenase activity; heme binding. The transcript has 2 exons. The record is from RefSeq and is a predicted model, not a curated record. Lineage: Eukaryota; Viridiplantae; Streptophyta; Magnoliopsida; Malvales; Malvaceae. Bases 64 to 1596 code for a protein of 510 amino acids.